AUGUUUUGUGCAAUUUCCGGAGAGCCUCCACAAGAACCAGUCAUUUCUAAAAAAUCAGGUCACGUCUUCGAGAAAAGCCUAAUUCUUAAGUAUAUCACUUCAAAUGGCAAGGACCCAAUUACAGGAGAAGAAAUAAGUGAAGACGAUUUGUUGGAACUUAAAAUAAGUCCGGACACAGUCAAACCUCGCCCGCCCACCUUGACUUCAGUUCCUUCCUUGUUAUCUACUUUCCAGAAAGAAUGGGACAGUUUGAUGCUGGAGACUUAUACCAUUAAACAGCAAAAUCAACAAUUACGACAAGAGUUAAGUCAUGCUUUGUAUAUGCAUGAUGCCGCUUGUCGAGUAAUUGCGCGACUAAUAAAAGAGCGCGAUGCUGCACGAGAAGAGCUGGCAAAUGUACAGACUCAUAUUGGUGUGCCCCCUCCAACAGAUACUGCUGUCACAGAACCGAUGGAAGUAGAAGACGAAGGAGCAAGAGGCAUCAAUGAGAAAGUCAUUGAAAAACUAGAUGAAACCAGUAAGGAACUAUCAAAAAAUCGCAAAAAGAGAAAACCACCGCCAAAUCUUACCAGUCCUGAUGACAUUAAAAGUUUCACACAAAUCUCUCAAAAACCUUCCCUCCACAAAACUACUCGCCCGGGUAUCAAUUGCUUGGAUCUCGAUACUACCGAGCAAUUUGUUUUGACUGGUGGUAAUGAUAAGAUUGUACAUAUUUAUAAUAGAGAGGAGGACAAAGUCGUGGAUUCAUUAAAAGGACAUACGAAGAAAAUCACGGAUGUUAUGUGGCAUGGUAGAGAAUCGGGAGACCUUGAUAUCGUGUUUUCUGCUAGUGUUGAUAAGACUGUGAAGAUAUGGCGACCUUCGGAUAAUGGGUAUUCCGAAAGUAAGAGUAUAAAUGUUCACACUCAUGAGGUGACAGGAAUUGCGAUGCAUGCCACAAGAGACUACUUUGUGUCUGUGUCACUUGAUUCAUCUUGGGCUUUUCAUGACAUUGAAACUGGAAAUAACCUAAUAAAGGUUGAAAGUAACGACGUACAAAAGGGCUAUUCUGCUGUUGAGUUUCAUCCCGAUGGGCUUAUUUUGGGAACUGGCACUAAAGAUUCUGUAGUUAGGAUUUGGGAUAUAAAGAGUCAAACAAAUGUUGCUUCAUUUGAUGGUCACUCUGGUCGUAUCACAUCGUUAUCAUUCUCUGAGAAUGGCUAUCAUCUUGCCACCGCUUCAGAGGAUAAUCUUGUCAAAUUGUGGGAUUUGCGAAAGCUCAAUAAUUUCAAAACUAUUACUUUACCUGAUACGGUGAAAGCAAUUAAUAAAGUUACUUGGGAUCUUAGUGGCCAAUAUUUGGCCGUCGGUAGCACGGAUCUUAGGAUAUUCCAAGCGAAAUCUUGGAAUGAACUUGCGUUUAUCACCGAAAGUCCAGGAGAAAUCUAUGAUCUAAAGUUUGGUGGAUUAGCGAAAUUCGUUAUGGUUGGUGGAUCAGAUCGUAGCCUACGAAUUUAUGGCGUGCCUACCGAGGAAUAA
Ambispora leptoticha is the source of this 1518-nucleotide messenger RNA. NCBI's taxonomy places the organism in Eukaryota, Fungi, Glomeromycota, Glomeromycetes, Archaeosporales, Ambisporaceae. The record is from the annotation of a GenBank genome assembly.